AUGUAUGAGACUGGUUACAGUCACCAUGAAGUGAUCUUUCAGUUUGGUUUUCUGACGGCCAUCACUGUGCUAUCUGUUGCCUGUCCUUGUGCCCUUGGCCUGGCCACACCCACUGCUGUCAUGGUUGGCACUGGUGUAGGUGCUCAGAAUGGGAUCCUAAUCAAGGGUGCCCAACCUUUGGAAAAUGCUCAUAAGGUCAAGGCUGUGAUAUUUGACAAGACUGGAACUAUAACAGCUGGAACUCCCAUGCUUCAAAGGAUCACACUGUUUGUGUCAGAGUCUGUCUGUUCACUGGUUGAACUUAUAGCGCUUGUGGGGAUUGCUGAAUCAAACAGUGAACAUCCUAUUGCCUCCGCUAUGGUGACUUUUACCAAGAAUUUAAUUGGUGACUUCAGUGGUCAUAGUGAAGACUUUGAAGCUGCACCUGGCUAUGGACUCAAGUGCCUAGUGUCAAACAUUGAUGGAAUGAUUGAACGUGCACUCUCAUCUGAGCCUAUCCAAAACCACCUUAAUCGACCAAAUGGAUCUUUACUUGGCGAGAAGAUAAUUGUUGGCGGGCAUACAACAUAUGUCACUCGCCAAGUUAUUGGUGAAUCUGAGAAAGAGAAAUCUAUCCUAGUUGAUAUGGGUUCCCAUGAUUCCAUUACUUACAUGGAUGGAGCUAAGGCAUCAAAAACAUACCAGGUGCUGAUAGGGAAUCGUGAUUGGAUGCUGAAGAACUGUGUCCACUUAUAUCCUGAGGUGGAGUCUUUAAUGGCUGAUCAAGAGGAGAAGGGACAUACUGUAGUCCUCUGUGCCAUGAAUGGAAAACUUAUAGCCUUGUUAGCUGUGUCUGAUCCAGUGAAGNUAGCUGUGUCUGAUCCAGUGAAGCCUGAAGCCCAUCUUGCAGUUUACACGUUGAAGAGGAUGGGUUUGGAAGUUAUGCUACUUACUGGUGACAAUAGAAAAACGGCAGCUGCAAUUGCAAGAGAGGUUGGAAUUACAAGGGUAUUUGCAGAAGUGCUGCCAUGGCAUAAACAAAAGAAGAUUGAAACCCUGCAAGAGCAAGGAUAUCGAGUGGCCAUGGUUGGAGAUGGUGUCAAUGAUUCUCCAGCCUUGGCUCAAGCUAAUGUUGGUAUUGCCAUCGCUUCUGGCACUGAUGUUGCUGUUGAGGCAGCUGACAUCGUCCUCAUUCGGAAUGAUCUGCUGGAUGUUAUUGCCUGCCUGGAUCUCUCCAAGCGGACUGUGAGGCGAAUUAAACUUAAUUUCUGGUUUGCUUCAAUCUACAACAUAAUUGGAAUCCCCUUGGCAGCUGGAGCUUUCCGUCCCCUUGGAAUCGUUCUCCAGCCUUGCAUGGGAUCAGCAGCAAUGGCUUUAAGUUCUGUCUCUGUUGUCUGCUCCUCUCUUCUUCUCCGACUGUAUCAAAAACCAACAUUAAACUCUCUGAGGACCCCAGAUUACAAGAAAGCACUGGAAGCUCAUAAUUUAGCAAAAGAUGAGGAUGAUAUAUCUCUUCAUUGCGGACUCCAACCAGGUUCUCUCAAAUGACACAACAUCAUCUCCUCUCAGCAGGAAGCGACACAUUCAUUAGAUUCUUCAGGAAGUAGCCCGCCGCUUGUUCUAGUAUUCCAGCUUCUACAUUACCUCUUCUGCCAGAAAUCUGCCAGUUUAGUGCCUGGACCGCCACCAGCCCACUACCUUUGCACUACUUUGGUCGUUGGGUCUCGCCAUUCGUUCCCGUCAGCCAGGUUUUCCUGUAGGUGGAUAUCUUCAACUGUCUAACCGGCUCAGCGAGAUAUCUCUCUUAAUAAUUAAGUGGAGGGGUAGCUAUUGACUUCAACUGAACUUGGAACAGUAAGGAAGCCCAAUGAUUUAGUGUCG
This is a messenger RNA of Darwinula stevensoni, 1860 nucleotides long. The record is from the annotation of a GenBank genome assembly. Lineage: Eukaryota; Metazoa; Arthropoda; Ostracoda; Podocopida; Darwinulidae.